Messenger RNA from Thamnophis sirtalis, 3546 nucleotides. NCBI's taxonomy places the organism in Eukaryota, Metazoa, Chordata, Lepidosauria, Squamata, Natricidae. The record is from RefSeq and is a predicted model, not a curated record.
AUGGCGGAGGGGGGCCAGAAGAGGACUCCCCUUUACCGGAGCGUCUCCUUCCAGCGCUUGGCCAAGUGGACCGGGCCGGCCCAGCCCGACGGAGGAGGAGGAGAAGGCGACCCUCGGGGGGAGCCUCCAGCGCCGCCGCCUCGCCAGCCUCCCCCGCCCAGCGCCGACAACCCACCGCCGCCGGAGCCCAUCGGGCGGCGAUCGCCCGGCCGCGCCGCUUCCUUCAGCGUCUCCUCCCGCCCAGCAGCAGCAGCAGCAGCCGCCGCCGAGCCGGCCGGCCGCGCCCUGCGGAGCCUCUCGCCCUCCGUGCGCCAACUUUCCCAGCGCUUCUGCCGCCGAGACCAAGCGCCCGCCGGCCGCGGAAGAGCCACCUGCGGCCGGCCGGGCGAGGCUCCGGCGCCGGACUGGCCCAGCGUGACGGAGAUGCGCAAACUUUUCGGCGAGAGUUUUCGGCGGCAGCAACAGCAGCAGCUCCAGGCGGCCGAGCGAGGACGGGGCGUCCCGGGCGAGGACGGCUCCUGCCAGCGGAGCCAAGCGGGGCCGCCGCCGCCGCCGUGCUCCGACUUCCCGGCGGCUGCGCUCCUGCUUCCCGACGACGGCGGCGGCGGCCCGGCUCUGGAUGGGCCCUGCUGGGCCGAAGAAGAGCGCCGGGGCGUCCCUCCGCCGCCGCCGCCCCGCAGCUGCAUCCCUUUCGCGGGGCUCCGGCCGCCUCGGGGCCCACCGCCUCAGCUGGGGGAUACUUCGCAUUCCUGGCAUAGUUCGGCCUCCACCACCGCCGCCGCCGCCGCCUCGCCGGCCCCCUGCCCGGCCUGGGGAGGCUGGGUCCCCCCGGAGAUCUCCAGCAGCAGCGAGGACGAGUGGAGGCCUUUGGGGCCCAGGCCGGGCGGGAAGAGCCCCCCAAGGCCCUCCUCAGGCAGCGAGGAAGAGGAGGAGGAGGAGGAGGCCGGGCGCCGUCGAGGGAGGAAGAAGAAGGGGGAAACUGAGGCCCAGGAGGAGGCCAAGGUGGUGCCCGGCAUGGAGUGGCACCUCAAGGCCCAGCUGGACCUUUCUGGGGGUCUCCUGGCCCCUCAGGAGGAGGAGAGGACUACCCCAGGGGCCUCCGAGGGACCCAGGCCGCUUUUGGGGCUCACCCCUGCCCCCCUUUCCUCGGGGCCCGCCCUGCCUCUGGUGUCCCGCGUCUCCAAAGUCAACCUGCCCCCCUUUGCGUCCAGCCCGGCUGGGUCCCGAAGUAGCAGCAGAUACUCCAGCACGGAGACCUUGAAGGAGGACGAGCAGCCGGGGGUCUCCUGGGCCCUCGGCUUGGGUCGGACCCCCAGUUUUAGCCCGAGCGACAGCCCGGCUCGGUUGCAGACCCCCAUCCGGGCCCGGCAGAAGCUGCCGCUGGGCUCGGCGAGAUCCAAGCAGGAGUUGUCGUCCUUUGAGAGUUGGCUGCCUGGCGGCCUGGAACCCGCGGCCAGAGCCAAGCACCAGAAGUCCAUGUCGAAUCCGGACAUCGCCAGCGAGACCUUGGCCCUGCUCAGCUUCCUGAAAUCGGACCUGUCCGAGCUGAAGGCCAAGAAAAGGGGCAGUCGGUUGAGCGACCACGAAGACCCGGCCUUCGGCGGCAGCAACAACGGCGAUGCGGUCCACAGAGACGGACAUUAUCCCCAAGGAGGAGCCGAACCCCCGUCGGUGGGGAGAUCCCAAGGCGAGGCUCAGCCCCCCAACCGUUGGGUAUUGGGCCAGCGCCCAACGCUGAAGGACCUCACGGCGACCCUGAGACGGGCCAAAUCCUUCACGUACUCGGACAAACCGGCCUCCCGCCGCCUGUGCCUGCAGAACGCCAUGAAGUCCAGCUCUUCGGAGCUCCUGCUGGCCACUCGCUUUGACCACAACGGUGUGGUUUCCGACAGCCGGGAAGAGGAGGUGCUCCCUGUAAUCAUCCAAGAUCAGUACAUCCAAGAGGCCCGGCAGGUUUUCGAGAAGAUAAGUAAGAUGGGCUCAGGACACGACUAUAAUUUCAGCUCGGAGUCCAAGGAAAGGGGGAAGGGCGGCACGGAGGAGGGAGAGGAGGCCCCGAGAGAGGGAGGAAGCGGCGGUCAGUGCUUGGAGAAAGCUGGCUCUGAAGGAGAAGAAGAAGGUCCUGAGUCCAGCAUGACCGAUGAAGGAAUUGUGACCGAGCCAGAGACGUCUCCUGCCUACAGCUAUCUUGAUCCCUCUGUCGCUGCGUGGAAGUUGGCCAACCGAAGAGGAACGGAGGCCUCCUCUCUUGAGAAGCUUCUCCCAAACCAUCUAGCCCAAGGGAACGAGAACGUCGCCGCUGUGGACGAGGUGCUCCCCAAUCCUAAGACGCUGUCCCAGGGCUUGUCGGAGACCCCCCUGACUCCUAGCGCCCUCCGCCGCCGCCGCAAGUUCCCAUCCUUGGGAACCAACGGUUCCGAAUCCAGCAACGGGAGCAGUGGGGAGUCGAGCGGGGAGUCCUACCGCUCUCUCAGCGACCCCAUGCCCCACCGGAGGUGCUCCAUCACCGAGGACUCCAAGAACUUCUCCGUGGAUAGCAACCUCCUGGGCUCCUUGAAUUCCAAGCCAGGUAUCUUGGAUGCUUCGGCCGCCACGUUGUCCGACUGUACGGGCAGCGCCGCCAGCGACCUCUCCGUCUGCAGCGACGGCCUGAAGGAUUAUAACACCGUGAUCCAGAACAUCGUCAGCCAGCCCGGCGCCCUGGACAAGGUGAUUGACGAGAAGGGCAACGGGAAGCCCAUCAAGAAGAAGUCCUUCAGCGACCCCAGCCGCCGCGGCGAGCAUGCCGGCCCGGGCUUCAUGGGCGCCGGGGAACCCAUCAGCGAGACAGAGCAGAAUAUCCUUCCGUCCAGCAGCGAGCCCAUCCUUUCGGAGCAGCGGGCCCAGUCCACGGAGCAGGAAGUGCGCCGGUUGUCCUCCCAGUCGGAGCAAACCCUGCCGACGCCACCGGAAGACGACGAGGUCCCUCAAGCCUUCAGCUUCGAUCCCAAGCUGGCUGAAGUCCUCUCUCCCAGGAUAGUUCGGCGUAAUUCCAAGAAGCGCAGCGACCGGGUGAAUAAUCAGGAGAGCAGGAAGGAAGAGACGGCACUGUCUUCCGUGGUGCCCACCACGCUGGGCAGAGCAAGGCCGGGCUCCAAGCAUGUGCGCCACACCAGCGAACCGGCUACCUUCCUCCGCCACUCCGAUGCCCACCUGCCUAGCUUGCUCUAUCAGAACGCCCACCCUGCCAUCCAGGAGCUCCCGCACCUGCCGACCAAGCCUUCUCCAAGUCUUCAGGCCCCAUCCUUGGAGGAUGUCACCAAACAAUACAUGUUGACUCUCAGUUCCGGGGAGACCCUCCCCAACAGCCCUGUGGAUACCCCCAGAUCGUCCCCUUCCACGCCGACCACCACGGAGCCCAAGCUGCCCAGAUGCCCCAAACACCACGGAGAGAUCAUUGCCAGUAGCGCCAGGGCGAAGCCACAAGUGGAUAUGCGGAAACAUGUCACCAUGACCCUGUUGGACACGGAGCAGUCCUAUGUGGAGUCCCUCCGUACCUUGAUGCAG